Ostrinia furnacalis (Asian corn borer) is the source of this 1993-nucleotide messenger RNA. It is a transcript of the gene Sobp, whose product is annotated as Sine oculis-binding protein. The coding region runs from base 1 to 1584 and encodes 527 amino acids. Lineage: Eukaryota; Metazoa; Arthropoda; Insecta; Lepidoptera; Crambidae. The transcript is spliced from 4 exons. The record is from RefSeq and is a predicted model, not a curated record. Gene Ontology annotation, cellular component: nucleus. Gene Ontology annotation, biological process: animal organ development.
AUGGACAACAAAUCGCCCACUGAGCCAUCCCCGCCGCUGAGGGCGCAAGUGAAAAAGGAGAACGAAGAAGAAAUCAAGUCCAGCCCAGAACAGGCUACAGAGCAGAAGAACAAAGACGAAUGCUCCUGGUGCAACAAGAACAUCACGAGCGAGAGUGGCGCGCUGCAGCAAGCUGGGGCCACCUUCUGCUCCGAGCUGUGUUUCAGCCAGUCCCGGAGGGCCAACUUCAAGCGCGCCAAGACCUGCGACUGGUGCCGGCAUGUGCGGCAUACGGUGGCCUAUGUGGAUUUCCAGGAUGGAGCUACACAGCUGCAGUUUUGCUCAGAUAAAUGCCUCAACCAGUACAAGAUGCACAUAUUCUGCCGGGAGACGCAGGCGCACCUCGAUCUCAACCCACAUCUGGUCAACGCCUCGUCGUCUUCCAACCUCAUAACCCCUGAGCUUUGGCUCAAAAACUGCAAGAGCCGAUCCGCAUCCCCCACAUCAGAAAGAUCAGGAUCACCAACCCAUGAUAACACAGCAACAAAACCAAACCCAGAAAAGACAGAAACACAAAAGACUCAAGGCAAAAAAUCCCCUUUGCCUUUGAUUACUAUAGCUCCAACUGCCAAACUAAUGAAGCCAAAAGGACCUUCAGAGGAGAGGACCACCGUGCAAAAGUCGCCUGAAACAAAGAAAGAUGGAAGGACAAACAAAAUGAAUCUGCGUAAACGCAGGUCUUCUAAAUGUUCAGCUACAGUUACGUCACAAACGGUGAGGCAGCGGACGUCGACGCCGAAGGCUCAGGACCUGCGGCUGUGCAGCCCUUCAGUCGACGGCUCAUCGCCCACAUCAACGGCUGGCAACAGUGCAAUUCAUUCUCCUCCUCAUCCCAUAAACUCACACGCAGUACCACCGCCACCAUUCCACAAUCCAAUGUUUGGAAUGCCGCCUCCGAUGUAUAUGGAUGGAGGCCCUCACGAUCCGAGACAGCCCAUGUUUCCUCCUAGGUUCAACUUUCUACCGCGACCUGGAAUACCUAUGCAUCAAGAGCGACCGCGCAUUCCACCGCCGUUGAAUUUUCCGCCUCCUCUCGGCCAGGCCCCGCCUGUAACAGUGUUAGUACCUUACCCUGUUGUUCUUCCAAUCCCCAUUCCCAUACCUAUCCCGAUGCCUCUGACGUCGUUCAUCCAAGCGCACUGCGCAAACAAAGUGAAAACAGAAGCCCGGAGUGACGACAACGAAGGACCUUUAGAUUUUACGAUGAAUGGUGAUAAAAAUAGAGAUGAAGCAAAUGGUAUGGAUAGGGAAUCAGAAGCAGAAAUUCCAGGAACCGAAGGCGGUUGUGAACCAAACGGUGAUUUUAAUGAGCGAAUAGAAGAUGAAGAUAAAACUGAAGGCGAAGCCUCCGAGUCUGCAAAUCCUGAACAGACUUUACCGAAGUUCAAAAUAACCAGGUUAGGAAACAAAAUGGCUAAAAUAGUGACUAAACCUAGGGAGCAACCCGAAUCUACCAGACCUCUAAGGAAAAGACGGAGACUGGUUGAAGUCACCACCGACGACGAAGCGCUCAUUCCAAAAACAAGAAAAAUUGUUGAAGUUUAAUUGUAGUGUAAUCUUUAGUAAUCAACUGCAUAAAACAAAAAUAUUUCAAAUAUAAUAUAUUCAAUAAUACAUAUCACAACUGCAUGAUAAUCCGAACACAGUUCAAUAUUCUUUCAAUUUGCUAGUCUUAGGUUUUAAGAUGUUUUAUACAAGCCUACUAACUUUAAAUGUGGCAGUAGCCCAGUAUUACGGUUAUAGAGCAGCUAUGUAGAACAUGUGUAAUUUUAAUCAAAUAAGUCAAAUUAAUGUUUUAGGACCAAUAUACGAAAAUUUAAUAGAUUCGUAUUUGGCCUUUGUUUAUUGUAAUAUAGAGUCCCAUAGUAAAUUAGUGGGUAUGUUCGAAGAAUUAGAGCGCACUGUUUAAUGUGAUAUUAGUAACUUAUUAUAAAAUCUCAAUGUAUGUGAAAUA